This is a messenger RNA of Salvelinus sp. IW2-2015, 2937 nucleotides long. The record is from RefSeq and is a predicted model, not a curated record. Lineage: Eukaryota; Metazoa; Chordata; Actinopteri; Salmoniformes; Salmonidae.
CACGAUGCUGGUGCUCUGGAGAGCAUCUGCUGUGCUUUUGCCAAGUAGUUGCAGCGUCUCUAUUAGAUUAAACUUUGACAAAGAAAGCAAGAACAGGGAAAACAAUGGCGAAUGCCCAUCGCGCCAACGUCCUGGUUACCUCCUGUUUGAAAACGCCGGUAGACCCACACACCAAGGCUCGGUUGGCGUUGUAUGAAAGGCAGCGAACCCUUCCAUAUUCGUCAGUAGCUGGUCAUAUUGACAAUCGAGACUACGAAAAAGAGCUGCAGUAUGACGACUCGGGGUCUGACUACAGCGAUGGGGAGGCCCCCGGGAAGGGCAGACCCCUGAUGAUCAAAGACUACCGAGUGACGGGGGACCACAUCGACCUGCGUGAGUUAUACUUCUCCAACGAGGAGUACUACCGCGAGCUGGAGGAGCGGAAGCGGGCCCACCUCCGCACCAUGGCCGAGCUAGAGGGCAUGUACCGUAAGAAUCUGGAGCCCAAAGGCGCACCACCCUCGGAAAACGUGCAGGGGGCCCAGGCGCACAGAUCUUACUUGAAGAUCAGCCCCAUGCCCGUGAGGAGUCUGAGGAAGGCCCACUCGGCUCUGGAGCUGAGGAGGGGCUCUGGGCUGUCGGACACAUCUGACGAGGAAUGCUGUAGACGACAACGUGGAGAAGGGUCUGCAGUCCUCCCCCAAAGAGCACAUCAAGAACAUGUGGCAGGACUUCAAGCUGUCGCCUCGCCAGCGCCACCCGUCCACAUCCUCCCUCCGGAGCUCAUUGGGUGCCACAAGAAAGGCAUCAAGGGUAAGGACAGGAAGCAAGGGCGCAAAGAUGUCAAACACGAGCCUUGGAAACCCAGAGUGACCGUCCCCAAGCCGUUCCACAUGACGCUGCGGGAGAACCAGAAGCCUCAGAAAGGUGUGAAGACGCGGUCAGAGAUCGAGCUGGAGAACGCGGCCUUGCGGAAGCAGGAGGAGCUGACAGAGUGCCAGCACAAAUUCCGUGCCAGCUCCGUGCCCUUCCACGUAUGCCUGCCCCUCUAUGAGGAGCUCCAGGAACGCGACGAGGCGCGGCGGGCCAUGCGGGAGCAGCAGCGUCUGUGCUCCACCCAGCAGCCCUUCAGUUUCCUGGAGCGCGAAUGUCUCAAGAGGGAGCAGAGAGAGGAGCAGCUCCGCAACCUCCAGCCAAUCAGCCAGGAGAGAGUCCGACCAUUCAGGGCCAAGCCCGUGCCCAAGGCGGUGUACGAGGCGGCUACGGGCGAGCAACUGAAGGAGGAGCAGCUGUACCGUGCCAUCAAGAUGCAAGUGAGGGCCCAGGAGCUGCUCCACAGCCUCCAUGCCACCCAGCAUGCUGGCACGCCACCUUACUACAGGAGACGACGUGCGAGCCGUUCCAGCUCCGGACGUCACAGAUCCCCUCACACGCGAACGCAUCUUGGCGAGAUCGAGAAGGAGCAGAUGAGUCCCCGGGCCAAGCGCUGGCCUUACGUCAGCACAGCUGGGCUCGUCCGCUCACACAACUCUAGCCUCUGCUCCUCCCUCUCAGGCAGUCUGGAACCAGCUGCCUGCAAAGUCACCGAUGCCAGCAAAAAACGCCAAGAGGCCGUAAGAAAGGUGCUUGAGCAGAGAAAGAAGGCGGAGGAAGAGGAGGAGAGAUGGAGUGAGUGCCCACGUGCCCCUCUCCGCAGACCAACGAGGUCCAAGCUCAAGCAGUUCAGAAAGCAGGACUUUCAGCGGAGGAAGGAGUACGAGGAGGAGAUGAGGGAGAUCCAGGAGAGAGUGAAGGGGAGGCCUCUGCUGUUGGAGCAGGUCGCACAGAUGAAUGCCAAACACGCUGCAGAGAAGCGCUACACAGACACCCUGCGAGGCUGUGGAGUGAGUGAGGACUUUGUCAGUGGCAAGGUGCCCCAGCAGCCAGGUGGCCAAGAAUCUGCAUGCUGGACCACCUCCUCCAGUGAUCCAAAACAAAGUGACAAGGACGAGACAGAUACAUCGGCUAUUUACAACACGGUCUUCCAUGAUGACUACCCAGACGAUUAUGAAGACAGCUUUGCUGACCAAGAACGGGAAGGAGAGCAGGAGGCUGAGAAAGAUGAAUUAAAGUCCAAAAAAGAAGAUGAGGAUGAAGGCCAUGGCGAAGCAGGGCGGGGGAGGGUGGAUAUUGGGCGUUAUUCAGAUGAUGGCGAUUACUCAGAUGCCGAUGACCAUUACUCAGAUGCCAGUGAGCAUUACUUGCCCCUGGACGAUGAAAAGAAUAAAGGGAUUGACAUCCUCAAAAGGCACGAGAGUACCCAGAGCAGCCCAAGCUAUAGAAGCGGCCAGCACAGCCGAAACAGUCAGAAGUCAGAGAGGGAUAGGGGAAACACAGCAAUAGCGGACAAGAAAAAUGAUGAGGAUGACUGAAAAGUCAAAGGGGUGCAUUUUCUGACAGGUAGGCAGGGCUACAUUGAGGCAAACGUCUACAACACUGACACACAGUGGUAGAGAUGCUUCUAUUAUAAAAAAGGAUAAAUGUAUGGUAGGAUGUCUGUAUACAUACAGUAAUAAUGGGGAAUUUCAUGUUUAUUACAUUAUUUUGUUGCAAAUACAAUUUAGUGUGAGACAGACCAGAGUCAAUUGUAGUACUAUGCUAUGGUUAUAAAAAUGAUCACAUUGAACAGUUUAGGGUACUCUUUGUCUUGUGAUAUCCUACUUUGCAGGAAAUACAAUACGAUGACCACUUACUUUUGGAUGCUUGUGAUAGUUUCUUUCGACAAUUAUUUGUGUAAUGUUUUGUGACUAAAUAUAUGUAGCCUAACAUUUGCUAUAUAUUUCAGGAUCAUACUUUUUUUCAAUCGUUGUGUAUAUACACAUCACAUUUGGGAACAUAAAGGUGUUAUGUAUUUCAUGUACAUUAUGGGAUAUUUAUAUUUCUGUACUAAACUCAGUAAAGACGUCCUCUCACUGUCAA